This is a messenger RNA of Acanthocheilonema viteae, 1061 nucleotides long. NCBI's taxonomy places the organism in Eukaryota, Metazoa, Nematoda, Chromadorea, Rhabditida, Onchocercidae. The record is from the annotation of a GenBank genome assembly.
GUAUGUGUUCAGUAAUAUGGGCAUUAAAAAUGUUACCAACGGGCGUCAGUACAUCGACGUACUUUAUGAAGGCUGAUCAAUUUGCAUUAAUGAUUUUACGUUUCGCAAAUUUGGCAACUAUUUUAAAUUUGUUAAUGCUUACAAUUAAUGAAUACAGUUACAUUAUAUAUCCAUUUCAUUACCGUCGAUUUGUAACAAAUGCAAGAGUUAUAAUAUUAAUUAUCAUUUGUUGGAUAUUAGCAUGGGGAUUUACGCUAUCAAUUUUAUUUGUUGGUUCACGAAAGCAAUCCAUUUAUAUUAAACCGGGAUGUUUAAUGAAACGAAAAUAUUUGAGCCGUAGUAUGAAUAAUAGUGUUGCAGCGACAGCUGUCGCAACAACAACAACAACAAUGACAACAAUAACAAAAACAGAUGAUAUUUCAUAUUCAUUGCGUUUACCAUCGUCAUGUUUUGUACGUAAUAGUCAAAUAUCAAAUAAUACGGAAUAUGUUUACAAUGUAUCCGUUAUUGUAUUUUGUUUUUUAUGCUUAUUCAUAUCAGUUGCAUGCUACAGUGGAUUAAUUCGUGUCAUUUCAAAAAUUAUCGAAAGUGACACAAAAACAGAAAUUGAUAGUGAUUAUCAAACUAAUAGUAGCAUUAAGGGUGGUGAAUUUAAUCGAACAAAGAGGCAAUUAUUGAAAAGGCACAAAUAUGUUAUUGUAAUUGGCUCCGUUUUGGCUAUCUAUACUGUUUAUCUCAUUUCAUAUUCGGCUAUUAAAUUUUUAUUCGUUAGUAGGCUAAAAAGUUCACGUCUGGGCAUCUCACGUACGGCUAUGUAUUAUUUGCGAUGGGGUUUUCAAACAUUAAUGUGUUUGAAUACACUCCUACAACCGCUUUGCUAUUUCCGGAUGCAUGAAUUUCGAAGAGCUUUCAAAACCGUUAUAUUUCGUCGUAAUCACAAUGAAUCAUUAACAGCUGAGAGUACUUACUUAACUGCCACGGAAAGUCGUCGACGAACAACUUUCAGAAGCACAAACAGAAAUAGUGAUAAAGGUGAAAGGACAAAUAUGAACUGCAAAUAA